Antechinus flavipes (yellow-footed antechinus) is the source of this 3400-nucleotide messenger RNA. It is a transcript of the gene ZBTB35, whose product is annotated as zinc finger protein 131. Gene Ontology annotation, molecular function: protein binding; RNA polymerase II cis-regulatory region sequence-specific DNA binding; DNA-binding transcription factor activity, RNA polymerase II-specific. The record is from RefSeq and is a predicted model, not a curated record. The transcript has 7 exons. Lineage: Eukaryota; Metazoa; Chordata; Mammalia; Dasyuromorphia; Dasyuridae. Gene Ontology annotation, cellular component: nucleus. Gene Ontology annotation, biological process: regulation of transcription by RNA polymerase II. Bases 110 to 1963 code for a protein of 617 amino acids.
CCGCUCCCAUCCUGGAAUUGCUCUGUGGGGAACCCACGAGCCUCCCGGUCCCCGGCCGUCCCGCCGCCCGCCCGCCCAGGAGGGCUCCAAUUAGAACAGCUCGCUGGCCAUGGAGGCUGAAGAGACGAUGGAAUGCAUUCAAGAGUUUCCUGAACAUCAUAAAAUGAUUCUGGACCGAUUGAAUGAGCAGCGGGAGCAGGACCAGUUUACUGACAUCACUUUGAUAGUGGAUGGUCACCAUUUUAAAGCCCACAAGGCUGUACUGGCUGCUUGUAGUCAGUUCUUCUACAAAUUCUUUCAAGACUUUACUCAGGAACCUUUGGUGGAAAUAGAAGGUGUAAGUAACAUGGCUUUCCGUCAUUUAAUUGAAUUCACAUAUACAGCAAAAUUAAUGAUACAAGGUGAAGAAGAAGCAAAUGAUGUAUGGAAAGCAGCAGAAUUUCUUCAGAUGUUAGAAGCCAUCAAAGCACUCGAAGUUAGGAAUAAAGAAAAUUCCUUACCACUAGAGGAAAAUGCAACAACAGGAAAAAAUGAAGCAAAAAAGAGGAAAAUUGCUGAAACUUCCAACGUUAUCACUGAAUCGUUACCCUCUGCAGAAUCAGAGCCUGUGGAAAUUGAGGUGGAGAUUGCUGAAGGGACAAUUGAAGUAGAAGAAGGCCUAGAAACUCUAGAAGAAGUUGCUUCUGCAGAACAGUCUAUAAAAUACAUACAGAGUGCUGGUUCCUCUGAUGAUUCUGCUUUGGCUUUGUUGGCUGAUAUUACCAGCAAGUAUCGUCAGGGUGAUAGAAAGGGGCAGAUUCAAGAAGAAGAUGGCUGUGCAUCUGAUCCCACAAGCAAACAGGUAGAAGGUAUUGAAAUUGUGGAACUUCAGCUGUCACAUGUGAACAACUUGUUCCAUUGUGAAAAAUGUAACCGUUCAUUUAAAUUGUUUUACCAUUUUAAGGAACACAUGAAAUCACACUCCACUGAGAGUUUCAAGUGUGACAUAUGCAAUAAAAGGUAUCUUCGGGAAAGCGCGUGGAAACAGCACCUCACCUGUUACCACCUUGAGGAAGGUGGAGCCAGCAAGAAACAACGACCGGGAAAAAAAAUUCAUGUAUGUCAGUACUGUGACAAACAGUUUGAUCAUUUUGGGCAUUUUAAAGAACAUCUUCGCAAACAUACAGGUGAAAAGCCUUUUGAAUGUCCAAAUUGCCAUGAACGUUUUGCUAGGAAUAGUACACUCAAAUGUCAUCUGACUGCAUGCCAGUCUGGUGUGGGGGCUAAAAAAGGAAGAAAGAAGCUUUAUGAAUGUCAGGUCUGUAACAGUGUAUUUAACAGCUGGGACCAGUUCAAAGAUCACUUAGUGAUUCACACAGGAGAUAAACCCAACCAUUGUACCUUAUGUGACUUGUGGUUUAUGCAAGGAAAUGAACUAAGGAGACAUCUCAAGGAAAUACACAACAUUUCAGAACGAAUAGUGACAGAAGAGCUUCUUUCUGUAGAGACAGUGGAAACUGAACCUGUGACAUCGAUGACUAUUAUAGAACAAGUGGGGAAGGUGCAUGUAUUGCCACUGCUUCAGGUCCAGGUGGAUUCAGCCCAAGUAACUGUGGAACAGGUCCAUGCAGAUUUGUUAGAGGACAAUCAGGUGCAAGGAACACAGGUGGAGGAACUACCAGAACAGGUCCAAGUCAGUUAUUUAGAAGUGGGUCGAAUUCAUACGGAAGAAGGAACGGAAGUACAUGUAGAGGAGUUGCAUGUUGAGCGUGUAAAUCAAAUGCAGAUGGAAGUACAGAAUAACCUUCUAGAAGAAGCUGACCUAGAGCAAGGAGACCCUGAAAUCAUGGACCAGGGAGAAUUAGAAGAGAGUAAAGAGAGCCAAGCAGAUGCUGCUGAGGCCAAUAAGGAAGAUCACGAACAAGGUGAAGAUUUAAAGACUGAACCAAUGGUAGAUGGACAAACUUUAAAAACAGAAACCUAGGAUAGAAAAGCUGUGCCAGUUGUAGGAUGAAAUACCAAAUGAAUAUUUUUUUUUUAAUUUACAUUUUGGGUUUUUGAACUAAGGGCAGUGUGACUAUCCUUAGGAAAACAGACAGGUGGACCAAAGCUAGAAUUUUUCCUAUACUGCUGAACCGCUCAUAUUAUCCAGAACUGAAUUUUCUUCUUUUUUUCCUUUUCUUUUUUUUUUUUCUUUUUUUCUUUUUUUUUUUUCUUCACUAAAUGCCACAGAGGAAAAAAUUUUUUCCCAGAAAUGGGGUAGUUUUGAAAAGUUGAUUAGUGGAAACUUAAAUGGAUUGCAACUUAUUAUACUGUUUGGUAUGAAUGUAGCUACUUUCAUUGUGAUAAAAGUUCCCUCUUCCCAGGUCAUUGCCCUUCCUGAAACAUUUUGCAUAUUAUAAACUCACAUGUGAAAUCAUUAGAAUACAUAUACAUGUUCAUGUAUUCUAAUGCAUGUUAGAAUAUGUAGAAAACACAGGUUUGCAUGAACCAAACACAUUUGUCACUGUGCCGUAAAAUUUUAGCUUUUGGAUUUUACCUCCCACCCCAGUGUUCAGUGAGGCCAGCUCUGCGGCAGGGACAGAGAAAUGGUGUUCAAAGUUUCAGAAUGCAAAAAAAUAAUAAUAAAACCCACACCCAUGUGCCUUUUUCAAAACUGACUAAACUUCUAUAAAGCUUCUUUAGCUCUUUAAAGGUUUGUGUGGUAAAGAGCCGUGUAGAUAAUGCUAUAGUGCUUUAUAUUUUUGUGUAUAAUUGUCAGCUACCAAUUCUUUUUCAUUUAAGUUUGAUUUCAUACUGUGGCAGUUUUUUAAAGGGCCAUUUACAAUUGGGAGAUUUGGCUGCAUCUGUGGUAAAUUUUAUUUGGACAAAAAGUUGCACUAGUAUUUUACCACCAGAUGGAAAAAAGAUUAAAGAAAGGUGUCAUUUAAAAUUAAUGUAUUUAAAAGCAAGUACAGAGAAAAUAUGUAUAUAAUAUAUCAGGCUUUGGUUUUGAAAUGGAACCUUCCCCUCUCCCCUAUUCUUAAUGUAAAGAUCUUGUGCUAAAUCUUUUAAAGCCAUAUAUAUGAGUGCUAAACUGUGGAUUUAAAAGUAGGAGUGUAAAUAUUUUUAAUCAGUAUUACUUGGAAAAUAAAGUAUAACCAACCACACAAAAUAAACCGUGAUAUUAUUUCCUUGAUCUGUUGAACAAUUCAGGAGGUAUUUUAAUGUUUUAAAGUAAACUUUAAAAUAUUUUGUGCUUCUAAUUUUUAAUAGUUUACUUUGUGUGUAUGCAUGUAUCUGAUUCUGUGUUUUUUUUUUAAUGUACCCAGUACAUAAAGGGGUUAUGUUGGUGACUACAAAUACAAACCCAAAUAUGGAAUUCUAAGUAAGGAGCAAACCGAGCUCAAUAAAUCUUACUGUUUUUGUUUUAUUUUUAAAA